Messenger RNA from Galdieria sulphuraria, 1314 nucleotides. RefSeq names its product putative family 31 glucosidase. The record is from RefSeq and is a predicted model, not a curated record. Gene Ontology annotation, molecular function: carbohydrate binding; hydrolase activity, hydrolyzing O-glycosyl compounds. The coding region runs from base 93 to 1262 and encodes 389 amino acids. NCBI's taxonomy places the organism in Eukaryota, Rhodophyta, Bangiophyceae, Galdieriales, Galdieriaceae. Gene Ontology annotation, biological process: carbohydrate metabolic process. The transcript has a single exon.
AAUGGCAAUUCAAUUUUUUCGACUCCAAAUUGAAGAGAAGUGUGAGUGAGAAGAGAGAUCAAUCAAGGAGCCGAUAACUAAAAGUCCUCAAGAUGUUUCAGUCUUCUUUUGAAACCUCUUGGCACCCUGACCUAUCGAAAAUAGAGAAAGCAAGAUUCUUAGCGCCACUUUUAGAGAAUCGAGAAAGUCACUUGAAGACAAACCUGGGAGACCUGUGCGUCCAGUUCAUAGAUUCUACUCUAGUACGCAUAUCUUUGGGAACAGCCAGUUCGGUGAACUACGGACUCGUUAGAGAAAACCUUGAUUCGAAAAUAACCAAUCCAUACUGGUAUUCCAGUAAUGAUCAGUGGGUAGCAGAGUCAGAGAGCCUUGCAAUUCAUAUCGAUCAAAAUUCGGGUUCGCUUUCGUUUUUCAAGGAUUCACAGCUUAGGAUAACCUCACCUCAAGACGCCUCUUUUGUAUCACCUCAUAGAAUCCCUCCUAUGGGUUUGGGCAUAUGGCAGAACAGAAGAUUUUGGUCAUUUGCUCUGGGAUUAGAAAGUGGAGAACCCAUUUAUGGACUAGGAGAGAAAUGGUCAUCCCUGAAUAAACGUGGACAGUGGAUCUCUUCAGAUAAUAGAGAUGCCGUUGGAGUAAAUGCAGAAUGGUCCUAUAAAAACUGUCCCUUUUUAUGGAGUACUAAGGGUUGGGGAAUCUUGUUUCAUACUCCUAAUAGAGUCUAUCAUGCAGUAGGCUACCCACAAUAUUCUCAUCGCUCCUAUAUAGGAUUCGUCGAGGAAGAUUCCGCAUUGGAUAUUUUCAUAUUUCUUGAAGAAAAUUGUGUGAAUAUUUUGCAAAAAUAUAGUUGGUUGACCGGAAAAACUCCUCAACUCCCUCUUUGGGGUUUGGGAAUUUGGAUUUCUCGUGCUUGGUAUAAAAAUGAACAAGAAAUAGUGGAAACUGCUACUCGAUUGCGUAAGAAGCAAUUUCCUUCGGAUGUUUUUCUAUUGGAUGGUCGAACAUGGUUGGACACGUUUACGAGAUUUGCGUUUGGAUGGGAUCCUUCUCGAUAUCCGAAUCCUGCUGCAUUGGUAGAAACAUUACAUCGUUUGAAUUUUCGAGUUGCUUGUUGGGAAUAUCCACUGAUUUCUAUUUAUCAUCCUUGGUUUGUUGAACUUGCAAGAAAGGAAUACUUGUUAAAAGAUAAGGCUAGUGGAGAAACCUUGAUAUAUGUUUGGCCACGAGGUCCUUUCUCUUCCAAGUUGCCCUCCUCUUCCAAAUAGUGGCAUUUUGGAUUUUACUAACCCUGAAGCGUAUAAAGUUUGGUGUGAAAGU